This is a messenger RNA of Micropterus salmoides (largemouth bass), 3266 nucleotides long. RefSeq names its product fibronectin type III domain-containing protein 7-like. Bases 1 to 2454 code for a protein of 817 amino acids. The transcript is spliced from 14 exons. Gene Ontology annotation, molecular function: protein binding. Lineage: Eukaryota; Metazoa; Chordata; Actinopteri; Centrarchiformes; Centrarchidae. The record is from RefSeq and is a predicted model, not a curated record.
AUGAAGUGGCUGGUGAUUUUUGUCUUGCUGGGCAUGUGUUCACAGGCUGCAGCACAACCAGCUUUCCAAGCAUCAGUGUUCUCAACAACAUCCCAGACUGUGAUUUUCAGAUGGACCAAGUACUCUGGAGCCAGCUCAUACAAGAUCACUGUCGCCCCCCAAAGCUCACCAAACAACCCCAUUGCUUUUGCCACAUACGGUCCAAACAUAGUGUUGGGCUCUGUCAACUCUCUGUCCCCAAACACCCUGUAUACAUUCACAGUUACAGCUCUGGAUGAUUCCCAAGGAACACUGACCAGUGCGACUUUUGAGGCAUCAACAGCCCCUAAGGCAAUGGAUCCCAUCCAGACAGUGAAGCCAAAGGAUAGCCGCACCUUGAUAGCAGAGUUCAACUUGGAGACCGGGGCAACCUAUUACAUCAUACGAGUCCAAAAUGCCAACGGCUUCUUCAGAGAAGACACAGUGCACUCAUCCCCUGCUGAGAUCAAGUUCCUCACACCAUACACUGAGUACAAGCUCAGUAUCAUGGCUGGGAACAGUGGAGGCCGCAGCCAGCCAUCUCUUCCUGUGACUGCAAAGACAGUUUUGCAUCCUCCUCUUUUCUCCGCCUACUCUCCCAGCAAUGACAGCAUCAAUGUAUCCUGGGUCCCUGUUGCUCAAGCUGUCCAGUAUACCCUGUACAUAUACAAGUUUGGCUCAAUCACCAACAUGACGUACAACACCUCCAACACGUAUCUGACCAUCUCUGGCCUGGAUGCUGGCUCACUCUAUGUAAUCAGUGGUUUUGCAUGGGACCUCGAGGGCCGAAAGGGAGAGUGCAGUUUGUUCCACAACCUGACAACACGACCUCCGACACCACGUUCUGUCAAUGUCUCUGUGGUAUUAUAUAAUAGUGUACCCGGACUCUCUGUUUCCUGGGAACUCGAUCAGGGGGUCUAUGGAUCCAUCGAGUACCAGGUGAGGAGUGAUCAGAACCUCACAUGUAACUCCACAUCCAGCUCCUGCACCCUGUCGCCAAUAGGCUGUGGAGAGAUACACACUGUCCAGGUCAUCGCCUCGAACAAGGCCGGGCCCAGCUUCCCAUCCAGCCCCGUGGUGUCCAUCAGCUUCCCCUGCCCGCCAGAGUCUUUGGCUCUUAUGGAGUUAUCAGAAGGAAUCUGCACACUGACAUGGAACCUGAUGCCUCAUGCUGACAGCUACGUGGCCUUGAUCAAGAGAGGUGAUGGCGGUGAGGAGACCUGCAACACCACCAGCAACAACUGUACCUACCACUGCACCUGUGGCUACACAUACCUGAUGUCUGUGUUCGCAUUCAAUAAAGCUGGCAGCAGUCCUAAAGGAGAGGAUCUAUACUAUACCACCUUGCCCUGUUGUCCAGAGGGUGUAUCCGUCACUGUGGUGAGCACUGACACUCUGGAGAUCAUGUGGACGGCCUCACGGGGGACAGAGUUGUAUGAGACUCGGGCGGUGGACAGUUCAGAGGUCAUCCUUUGUAACGACACGGCACCGGUGUGCGCCCUCUCUGACCUAAGCUGCGACACUUCCUACAGUGUGGUGGUGACACCUUGCAAUGAAAUGAGCGGAUGCAACCGUGCAUGCAAAGCUCACACACAAGACACAGCUCCCUGCAUGCCGAUGAAUCUGAUGCUGAAUCUGAAAAACUCUUCCUGCACCGGUGUCAGCUGGACAGCAAACAACAGGCCUGCUACUUACACUGUGAGUGCGCUGGGACAUGAUGGAAAAUACACCUGCACCACCAGUGGAAACAGCUGUGACAUCACUGACCUUCCCUGUGGCUCCACCUACGAAGUCAGCGUCAUAGCAACCAGCGCAGCAGGCCAGAGUUUACCAAGCUACUCUGACUCUCUAGAAACAGAACCCUGUUGCCCGGUGAAUCUAACAGUGGAUCAGGUGACUCAGGCAGUGACAAAUGUCUCAUGGUCUCACGCCAAAGGAGCGCACUUGUUCAUAACUUCUUUGACAUCAACGCGUGGUCACGCCCGCUGCCACACCCAGGACUCCCACUGCCUCAUGGGAUGCAUCUCCUGUGGGACCAACUACACCGUCACCAUGGAGGCAUUCAGUCACAGUGGGCUCAAGUCCAACUGCACCUAUCAGGGCUUCUCAUCUAGUGCCUGCUGUCCGUCAGGUGUCAGGCUCUACAAGAUGGCAGGUAACUCUCUGCGGGUGUACUGGCGCAGCGGUGGCAGCAGCCACAGCUACAUCACAGAGAUGGUGGGCACCAGCAACAACUACACCUGCACUGCGGUUCCUGGGGAGAACAGCUGUGAUUUUAGCUACAUCCAGUGUGGGGAUGUUUUUAAUGUAAUGGUAGCUCCGCUCACACCAGAGGGCAGCAAAGUCCUGUUCUGCCCCCAGAGACUGUAUUCAGUCACUUGCUCAGGGAACAACAUUGGCACAGUGAUUUACAGAGGGAGGCGAAGUGUGGACUAGCACAUACCUCUUCCCCACGGAUACAACAAACGCCUCCAUCUUCUUCAUCCUCCUCUUCCUCCUGCAUCACCCCUGCCCCACUGAAAUGAAGCCAUGUGCUGAUUCUAAAGAGAAGAACAACUAUAACCAGAAAUAAACCUGCAGUUUGCCCAUGAUACAUAGCAAAUAACAUGAUGAAUAAUGAGAAAUGAAUAUUUGAGAUGUUGUUCAUUGUCAUAAAUCUGGCGUCCUCAAUAAUCAUGAUCAAGCUCUUAAAGGUAAAAAAACAAAACAAAGGCAAGUGAACAACAAGGGUAGAUUUUGUGUGUGCUGCUUAAACUAUGUAUCAUGAGACAAAAUCAUGGUAUGAAUUUGGUAAAUGUAAAAAAAGUUUAUUAUCAUAAAACUUUUACCAGAACUAAAUGUAUACUGUAACGAAAAAUUUGUGAGUCUAAUUUGAACGAAUGUUAUCCUUGCUGUUUGGUUACAAAAAAUCUCAUCAAAUGACUCAUCUAAUUGACAAAACAAUAACAAUUAGCAAAAUAGUAACAGUGCCCCAACAGACAUUUUAAACAAUUUAUUAAAUAUCUCUUGUUUUAAGAAUUAUUAAUUGGAGAAUUAACCUAAUUAAAACAAAUUUUGUAGCUCUGGCCCUAAGUAGGAAGCCUCCUGAUGAUAAGUGGCGGACUUGUGCGUCUCAUCAUGUGUCACCCUGUAGCAUACAAUGUCUACAGUGUGCUAUUGCUUGUUCUCAGGAUGUGAUUAACUGUUAUAUGUGUCAAUGUGGUUGUGUAAACCUGAUGUAUAUUUCCGUUAAUAAAGAAUUCCCAGCA